CCUCGAUACUUUAUCUCGCGCCCCCGUUCGGUUGAUAAAGAGCUGGCACCUGGCUCAUCUGGAAGUGUCUAGUCAUCAAUCGAGUUGGACUUGUGCGUUGCCUUCGGACGAUUGAGAUACAUUUUACGAUUGCCUCGGUAGGCUGGAACAUGGCGACAGAGGUGAAGGUGGAAGCCGGGGCCAACGGCUCAACCCCGUCGGCCAUGACGCCAGCCCCAAGCGGCAACAAUGCGACCGUCCCGACGCCAGUAUCGGCUGGAACUGGCAAUGGGACUCAAACACCGUCUCCAUCCAAUACAAACACGCCUUCGAACAACAGCCAGUCUGCUGGGUCAAGACGGCCGCCGCGGAAGAGCACCCUUACUCAGCAGCAGAAGAACCAGAAGAGGCAGAGGGCAACACAGGAUCAACUGGCCACCUUGGAGCUGGAGUUCAACAAGAAUCCCACCCCCACAGCUGCUGUCAGAGACAAGAUUGCCGACGAGAUCAACAUGACCGAAAGGUCUGUUCAGAUCUGGUUCCAGAAUCGACGCGCCAAGAUCAAGCUCCUGGCUAAGAAGAGCCUGGAAACCGGUGAGGAUCUGGAUUCCAUUCCGGAUUCUAUGCGCACGUACCUUGCCAUGCAGGCAAUGGAGUCGGGCAAGGGCCUAGGCGGAAGCUUCUUUGCCCGGACUGGCCUGCUCCCGUAUGGCCACGGGAACAUGCUUCUCGGUGGUGACCAGGGCGGACAGGGCAAAGUCUUGAUCCAUCAUCUUACCUGUCGAUCCCUGAACAUCGGGAGCUGGACACGAGUGGGGCAGAACACGAUGGACCUCAUCGUCUUCUACUCCCCGGAUAAGUGCACCAUGACCUACUACAUCAACAACGAGCAGGCUGGUUACAAGAUCGAGUACCCCUUCGCGUAUAUAAAGAACAUAUUCCUCGAGAACAGCGAGGGCGACCCGAACAAACUUGGUGGUAUCGUUAUCGAGCUGAAUCGGCCGCCGAACUUUUUCAUGGACUCGUCUCCCACCACAAACGGCUUCUUCCAGUGCAGAGAUUUCACCGAGGAUCAACAAGCGUCGCACUGUCUUGUCCACCACCUGGGCGGUAACCCGAAGGUCCUAAGCGGCCAGCUUGCCAAGCUGAUCUCACUUGAGUCGUUCAUUCAUCGCCAUACCUCCAACCCCUUCGUUGACCAGCUUCAUCCAAUGUCAGUCUCUGCGCCUGUCUCGCCGACAGGUCGGCCUUCUUCGCAGCCCAAUCUUGCCCAACCGCAUGUCGGCAUGUUCCAAGAGCAAUGGGGCAUCGGUAUCAACCCGGCCAUGCGUGGUCUUGGUCACAAGAGGCAGCGAAGCCGUUCGGUCCCAAUGGCAGUCGACUUCUCGAUGCUCCAGGCGCCCAUGCCCUCGUUCUGCAUCCAACACCCUGGCGAGAACCAACCCCACCCGCACAACCCCGAUAUCUACGCGCCCAUCCCUCAACAACCAAGUGCCCUGGGUCCAGUUGGCCACAACUUGCGUAUUGAUACUCAGGCUGGCUUCGGCUUGGAUAUGCACCAGUACCCAAUGUCGGCAACCACAGCGCCAUCGCCAUCUGACUACUCCAGCCCCAACUUCUUUGCGUCUCAGGGUCCGGAGAACACGCCGCUGCCGACCUCGAACUACAACACUCCGUACAGCAGUACUUUCCUCUCCCCGAUGGUCAAUCCUGCGUCGUUGGGCGUCCCCCCCUCAGUCUCACCUCUGUCCUUCACGAACCACGGAGAUCCUGCCAUUGUCGACCAGUCACCGCCCCUCUCGAUGAUGGGCCGUAGCGCGUCUGCCGAUGCCUACAGGGCCCACGACUCUUCGGCCAUCUCUGACGACGGCAGCGGCUUGAACGAGAUGUAUUCAAAACAUACACUCAAUCUACCCAUGCACCCGCAUUCGCCUGCCUAUGUUGAUGGCAGCCAGGCCGAAAUGGACAUGAAUCAGCUCGUCCAUUUUGACACAGUCGACCCCGCAAGUCUGUCACCGGAGAGCGUUCAACACCAAGGUCCCUGAGAAGUGGUGAGCGGCGGCGGCCGGUGCGAUUUUCGACACUUGGCCGUAGCAUCCCACAUCCGCAGCCCCUUGUGUUGCGCAGGGUGACGACGGCCCCGG
Phialemonium atrogriseum is the source of this 2123-nucleotide messenger RNA. RefSeq lists its product as uncharacterized. The coding region runs from base 150 to 2024 and encodes 624 amino acids. The record is from RefSeq and is a predicted model, not a curated record. The transcript is spliced from 3 exons. Gene Ontology annotation, biological process: regulation of transcription by RNA polymerase II; cell differentiation. Lineage: Eukaryota; Fungi; Ascomycota; Sordariomycetes; Cephalothecales; Cephalothecaceae. Gene Ontology annotation, molecular function: RNA polymerase II cis-regulatory region sequence-specific DNA binding; DNA-binding transcription factor activity, RNA polymerase II-specific.